CAACAUUCUUUGAUCAUAAGAUUUCUCUCCAACUCAGCUUUUCAGCCUCCAGAAGGAUAACUUAUCAUCUAUGUCUUUCGCUGUCAGGCUCAUCGCCAACGCACUAGCUAUCGGGAGUCCUGCAAUUGUCCAACGAAUCUCGCAAUCCGAUCACUCUCAACAGUAUCGAACUCAAGAGCGACUAGCUUCUGUCCAUCAUAAAGGACAAAAUGCCGCAGAGCUCCGAAGCCACUUCGCCUCCGUCAACUUCCCUUCCAGUAAACGAUGCCACAACUUAUGGAACCAUGAGGCCCAGUGGUGCCGCAAGAUCGAACGGCAACUGUAAAUUGAAAACCCCUGCCGACGAAGGGAUCUCAGAAUUCUCGACGCCUCUUACAACACCAGCUUCGGAGACCUCUUCAUGGCUAAACGGAUCCAGGAAACUCAGGAAUGGGUUGAAUUCCUCGACAAAGGACAACAUAAUUCAAACAAGGAAAACACUAGGGGAAGAAUAUGCUGGCAGGGACACAAUAAAUCUGAGUCAUUGCCGACCAUUACGUCGUCCUCCACCAGCUGUAAUGAGAUGCACAGCUCCGUCACUUCCAGGCCCACAGACAAACCAAUACCUGCCGCGAAUAAAAGUACCAGCAUUGUGGCCUAGUCCACACAUCUUCGGAGGCAUUUCUCAGACGUUUCCACGGGAAAGAAAAGAUCUUUCAGAGGAGGAAAAAGCCAGAGUCGAACUUAUGAAAGACGUGGAACAACUCGUGGAAACAGAAAAAGCCAUGGACCAAACACGAAAUAACAGUCACAACACAGUGGAAGCAGGGUGGAUCUGGAAACAUGAUGAAAUGAUCCGCACGGCUCCUUCUGGGGGGACACUGGCGACGCUUAUACUGGAUGUUGAAGGUAGCACUCAUGUUUACAUCCUUGAUGUUAGAGCAUGUGAAAAGCUUGCAAGGGAGUUGAACAGAGCCAUUCAGAUUGAAGCGAGGAGAGCGGAGGCGGAGGAGGAGAGAGAAGAAAGAAAGGCGACAAGCGCUUCAGAGAAAAGUGUCUGGGCACCUUUAUUCGGAGCGUUCGGUACAUAG
Molecule: messenger RNA, 1070 nt
Organism: Cadophora gregata
Lineage: Eukaryota; Fungi; Ascomycota; Leotiomycetes; Helotiales; Ploettnerulaceae
Exons: 1
Coding region: 210-1070 (286 amino acids)
Source: RefSeq, a predicted model, not a curated record